AUGUCUCUGCAGGAGGAGGGCAGUGGUUCUACCCUGCCAGCUACAGCUCCUCUUCAGCCCUUCCUGAGCUCCGUCCCCGAGGACCUCCACCAGGAGAGGGAGUACCUGCGGGCUGAGGUGUUUCCUCACCUGGACUCGCUGUGCCGGGCCAGGGGCACCUGCUUCAAGCCCGUAGAACUGCGAGAGGGAGAGAAGGAUGGAGUAGAGGGAGAGGGAGAGAGGGAUGGUCCCCCUCACCGCCGACACCCCAUCUCCUCCCAGCGGUUGAAGAUCUCCCUGGAUCUCGUCGGCAACGCCCCCUUCUUCCUAUGCAUGCUGGGACACCGUUACGGGCAGUGCCGGCCCGAGGGGGCCCCGCCCCUUCCUGCCACCCAGGAGACGGGGCGCGACCCGCCCUCCCCCCUGGAGAGGAACCUCUACACAGCCGGGAGGAACGGCUACCCCUGGGUCCUCCAGGGCCGGAACCAGACCUGCAGCUUCACCGAGCUGGAGGUCACCCAGGCCCUCCUCACGCACGGGCCCGGGACCUCAUUCUUUUACUUCCGGGACUACUCCUUUGGGAAGGAUGAGGAGGAGGAGGAGGAGGAGGAGGAGGAAGGGCAGAGGGAGUUGCUGCUGAGCGUGUGGAGCAGCCAGUCGGAGUACGAGAGGAGGAGGGCCAGGGAGCUGAAGCUGCGGAUCGCGGACGGCUGUCUGCCCGUCAGGUUCUUCCGAAGCCUCUCCGAGCUGGGACAGCUGGUCCGGGCAGACUGGGUCCGGAUCAUCGACCAGCUUUACCCGCUCCACGUACAGGCCAGGAGCUUGGACCCGCAGGGCUUGUUGGAGCACUGGUGCCAUGAAAGUGCGGCUGAGCACCUGUGCCGCACGUUUGUCCCGUGGGCUCAAGCCGAGCGGGCGCUGGAGACCCUCGACUCUUUCGCACUUUCUGCCGUCUGCGACCCCGACAUGCCGGAGACUCGGUUAAACAGCGAGCAACAGGACCGGGAGAGCCACGCGUCCAUCCUCCUCCUCUGUGGUGCAAGGGGUUGUGGGAAGUCCGCCCUGGCUGCUUGGUGGCUCCAGCAAUUCCGGAAAAAGAACCCUGGGAUACCGAUCGUUCCGCAGUUCUCGGGAUUCUGUUCCUCCGGCGCUGAUGUCAGGUCUCUGCUGAGGAGUACCACCUUUCUACUCCGGCAGGCCCACUACGGUGCGCAGGCUCAGUGGAGCGAGCGGGUGGAGGAGAGGGUGGAGCUCGGGCCCCUCCCCCUGGUGGUGCAGGCCUUCUCUGCAGCUGCGGCUCUCGGGCCCUGUGUUCUGCUUCUGGACGGACUGGAUCAGCUGACCGACACCCUGGGACUCUCAGCACAGCAGGUCAAAGAGCUGCAGUGGCUUCCUGAAACGCUGCCCUCCCAAUGCAGGCUCAUAGUCACCACCACCUCCACAGACCUGUCCUACACGUCUCUCGUCUGUAGACCAGACGUGCGGGCACUGAGCUGCCCCGGCCAAUCAGAGCCCGUCGUCAGGCGGACUAUCCUGCUCAGCCACCGGGGCCUGCCCAGCGUGAGCGUACCCGAAUCUCUGCUGCAGAGCAUUGUGGGUAAAAGGCCGGCCCUCCUGCCGGCCCCCCUGGCCAUUCUGGGCUCGGAGCUCCGGACCUGCGGCGUCCUGAGAGAGGAAGAGGAGGAGGAAGAGCUGCUCGAGCGGUACCUGGAGACGGAAACGUUGCCGGAGCUCUGGGCACUGGUCAUACGCCGGUGGCUGAGAGACUACAGCUGGGUGGCGGAGACGAGGACCGGGAAAAGAAGGACAAAGCUCCCCUACCCGCCUGAACCCGCAACCCCGCAAUUCAGAGGCUGGGUGUGGGACACCCUGUGUCUGCUGCACGUGUCCCGUUCAGGCCUAGGGAAGGAGGAUCUCCUGCACUGUUUGAGGGUUCUGGGGUACCGGAGGGCCCAGCGGAUCCUGCCUCAGCACUGGGCCCUCUUCCGUACAGCCGCGGGGCCCUGGAUCCGGGAGAGCCCCGGCGGUCAGCUGACCCUCACCCACCAAUCGCUGGGCCAGGCUGUGGAGCUCCUCCUCCUGAAGAACGGGGGUCGGAGCAGGAGGGCGUACCGCAGGGUCCUGGUGGAAGGGCUUCAGAGAGGGGACCGUCCCAGCUGGAGCCAGGCCAAGGUGCUGGAGGAGGUGGCCUGGGGCCUGGAGCAGGGCAAAGCCUGGGAGGAACUGCACGCCCUCCUGACUGAUCCAGACACCGUAGAGCUCCUGUCCAGGAGUCCAGUCCACUUUCAGCUGAAGACGGAUGUGGUCAGGUACUGGACCCGGCUGGGCCGGGCGGGCUAUGAUGCCCUCACCUCACUCCAGGGACUGCUGGCGCCGGGACAACCGGGUCCUAUGAAGGACCGCACGGUCACAGGGGUCGCUGGGUCCAGCAGGAAAGACGCGGCCUCCCACAGGACUUUUGUUACCGAGGUGCAGAGAGAUGGUGGAGCAUUCAGUGUUCUCCAGGAGCCAGAGGUCAAAGGUCGAAUCAUGGCCUUCUCCGCCGAGGUCCUGUUUGGUCUGGGGAAGGUUCCGGAAGCAGAGCAGACACUACUGCAGAUGGAGGCUCUUCUCCAACAGGCCGUGGGGCCAGAGGGGGGCGCUGCAGUCGCCCUGCUGCACGUCCAGCACGGCCUCGCGGAGCUGAGCACGCACAGUCACCAGCCCCACAGAGCGGAGACGCACUGCAGGAGCGCGCUGGAGUCCGCCCAGCUCCUCAUCACCGCGCACGCGGAGGAGACAGAGCAUGCGCAGCAGCUCAGAGGUCAGUUGCUCUGCAAGCUGUGCCAGCUGCUGAUAAUGAUUGGCUGUCCUGAUGAGGUCCCUGGGAUUCUGGAGGAGAUCGGAGCUGUCAAUCAUGCCAGUGCCCACCCCUGCGCGGAGGCCACAGUGCGAUUUCUACAGGGACUCAGCGAGCUGCAUCAGGGGAGCGAGGCCGCUGCUGAACGCUUCUUUCGGGUCGCCCUUGCCACCAGGGGGCGCUGGUACGGCCCCGAACAUCCGCUGGUGGCAGAGGUGGAGGAGCACCUGGCCGACGUUCUGGUGGGGCACUGCAGGGAGACCGAGGUCAGCCUGGGCGAAGCAGCGCAACUCUACCGGCACGUGCUCCAGGUCAAAGGGCAAGAGGCGGGGCCCCGCCCGCCGACAUCGCCACUGGCGCGGCCGAUCGGAUGCAGCCUGGCCGUCACCCUGGUCAAACUAGGGAAACUGCUCAUGGGAGACAGCAGCCGUGCUGAAAGGGGAGAGGCGGUCGCUCUCCUGGAGAGGGCGUUGGACCUGAGAGUCCGCCUGUUGAGCCCUGACCACCAGCUCACCCGGGAGGUCGCAGAGGUUCUGAGGUCAGAGGUCAGCGGGUCGGGAAGGCCCAGCACCAGGCUGGGCUCCAGGUCCGCGUUCAGCGCCGAGAGGACGCAGACCGGCAAGAGCAGCAGGUCCAGGUCGCCGGGCAACAAGGACGACCAGUCCCGUGCGCUCACUGACACUCCCUAUCCCAUCCGGAGCCAGAACCGGAGCUGGAACCAGAGCCGGGCGUCCCAGAGACCCGGGACCGCCUGCCAGACCUCCGUGUUUGGACCUGGGAGCAGCAUCAGCGAUCUGGACCCGGCACCCCGAGUGCAUUCCCCCAGCAGAGUCCUGCACAAGUCCGCCUGGUUCCACCUGCCAGGCCGGUACCCCAUCAAACACCCAGAGAGACAGUUACACCCCCCCAAGACAACCACACACCCAGAGAGACAGCUACAGCAAGAUUAA
Molecule: messenger RNA, 3768 nt
Organism: Conger conger (European conger)
Lineage: Eukaryota; Metazoa; Chordata; Actinopteri; Anguilliformes; Congridae
Gene: ttc41
Product: tetratricopeptide repeat domain 41
Exons: 18
Coding region: 1-3768 (1255 amino acids)
Cellular component (GO): Cul4-RING E3 ubiquitin ligase complex
Molecular function (GO): protein binding
Source: RefSeq, a predicted model, not a curated record